Molecule: messenger RNA, 1411 nt
Organism: Culicoides brevitarsis
Lineage: Eukaryota; Metazoa; Arthropoda; Insecta; Diptera; Ceratopogonidae
Product: zinc finger protein 728-like
Exons: 1
Coding region: 6-1340 (444 amino acids)
Biological process (GO): regulation of transcription by RNA polymerase II
Cellular component (GO): nucleus
Molecular function (GO): RNA polymerase II cis-regulatory region sequence-specific DNA binding; DNA-binding transcription factor activity; zinc ion binding
Source: RefSeq, a predicted model, not a curated record
AGAGGAUGGCGGAAAGUGAUUUUUUGAAAAUUUGCAGGAUUUGUUUGAAAUCAUCCGAUCUGAUCGAUAUUCGGACUUCUUACUACCGAGAAAUUCUGUAUUAUGACAUGUUUGUUGGAAUAACUGACAUGCAUCUUCAAACAACAGACCCAUCUUUAAUAUGUGAGCGAUGCAUCGAGCCUUUGAAAUCUGCUUGUGACUUUCGAAUACAAGUUAAAAACAGUGCCUUAUACUUUGAGAAAUCCCAAAAACCUGAAUUCGAGUUCCUACAAACGGAAGAAGUGACGGAAAACCCAAAAACAAGACUAAAAAUCAUAAAAAAUGAGGAAAAAGAUUCAUCAAAACUUCGUUGUCGCUUCUGUCUCGAAGUUUUUUCGACAGUUAUUGCCAAACAGCGAUGCGAAAAAGCUCAUUUAUGUGCCAAUAAAGGGUUUCAAUGUGAAUUUUGUGAUUAUCGAAGCUUCCGGAGGAAUCGUCUCAAACAUCACAUUCUUCGUCAUUUCUCUGAACCAUCAAAUUACGAAUGUCCCGAUUGUCCUUCGAAGUUUUUCAAUAAAUCUUUGUUAGCAAAUCACCAAAAAGCAGUCCAUCCAAAGAGAAAUCCGCAUGAUUCGAGUCACAUUUGUCCAAUUUGUGGUCGGCAGCUUCGUACGCGGAAAAUUAUGAACGAACACAUGGCGCGAUUUCAUCAACCGGACCAAGAAAACGUUCGAAAAUUCAUUUGUGAGCUUUGUGGAAAGCGAUUUGUCCUGCGAGGCGAGAUAAAAACGCAUAUUGAGACAGUUCACUUGAACAUUCGCAAAUAUCAAUGCGAAAAAUGUGAAAAAUCCUACAAACGAAAGGAGUGUCUUCGGCAACACAUGGACUCAGAACAUCCCGAAGAUGGACAAAAGUUUAUUUGUGACAUUUGUGGAAAAAUUCUAAAAACUCGAAUAAUUUUAAAGGGACAUCAAAUCGUUCACACGGGCGAAUACAAAUUCAAAUGCGAGGAAAUUGGAUGCACGGCAGUUUUUAAGCACAAAGGCGCUUGGAGAAGUCAUAAACUCACGCAUGAACCAGAAAAAAUAUUUUCUUGCGAGUUCGAGGGAUGCAACAAGAGCUUCAGAUAUGCAGCUUCCCUGAAAAGUCAUCAAAAAAUGCAUAAUCCAGAAGAGACGCAUAAUUGUCGGUUUUGUGAAAAAUCUUAUUCGAUGGCUUUUAAGCUGAGGGAACAUGAGGAAGUUGUCCAUCAAGGGAAACGAUAUGAUUGUCCGGCAUGCGGAGCAAGAAUGACGAGCAAAAAUAAUCUUAAGAGACAUGUGCAGUUACAUUGCACGGAAGGAGUGAAGAAAAAAAGUUGAUUUUGAUUUUUUUAUUUAUUUUUUACGUGUAUCAGUUUUUUAAAUUUUUCGAAAUUUCUUGUUUUUUUUUU